CGCUGACAUCCCUCGCUUCAAGUUCCAGACUCGCCGACGUUCAAAGUUGUCGUUAAGCGCCCGGCAGGCCUCCAAAGCCAUUUCGUGCUCUCCACCCUCCCACGUCGCCUACAAAUGAUAAGCGAGACCAUCCCAGCAAUAUAAAAAUACUUCGCGCCAGGGGAGCGCUGACUGGUCAGCAGCUGCAUUGCUAAUUAUAACGACCCGUGUCUGCUGUCAACCUCGAAGUAUUGUCAGAUACUUUUGCUAGCCAGGUAGGUAGGUGGUGGUGCUUCUGGACCACAUUGCACAUAAAGUCUUCGAUUGUCUGUUCGUGCCGGCAAGGUCGAGAAAAUGGUCUUGUCUGGUCUACGGGUCCCGAUUGCUGGGCACAAUGUCGCUGCUGUCAGGCCAAGGUCAUUAUUGCCGUGACUUGCUGCUGCUCUUGUGUCUAGCGUUCACGUUAGCAGAUACUGUUUCUUCACAACUAGUGGGAUGUGAUGUCCUUGGAUGUCAAACCGACAGCGGCUGCACGCUGGGCAACAUCACCAGCUCGUACAUCGGCACGACGUCUGUCAACUCAACCGUCUCCCCGAAUGCUCCUCUAACAUGGACGGUCGGAGCAUCAACCCAGGGUAACUCGAGCAGCUCGGCGCAGGUCCACUUUAUCAAAAACUUCUAUCUUGGAUACCCGCCGUCGUUAGAUCUUGCCAAUACUUCCGACUUCGCUGGAUGUACACUCUUCUUCGAAGGCAUCGCCAGAAGCAUCGUUCUCAACGGCACAAGUGAAUACGGCUCUGUCACCUGUGGUCAGACACUCGGAGACGGCUGUGUUAGCGAUCUACAGGCGCAAGCACAACAGAAAACCCAAGAGCUGUAUAAUGCACGCAAUGGAGAUAGUUCAUCCGUCUGUGCGGGUUUGCAGUCCGCUCUCCAAACACAACCACCGGCAUCGUGCCAGUCCACAGCCACGGUGACUUGGGGCAACGUCGUUGCGAAAGAGAUCACUGGCCCCAAUGCGCCGCUCACACCCAUCAAGCAGACGGCCUGCCAUCCGUCGACUGGGGGAGCUGGCUAUCAGGUUGCUUUGAUUGAAACACAAAAUGUGGCAUCCGAGGAAGUGUCAAGUGACAAUGUGCCCUUUUUCUUCAGCAUGACACCAGUCAUGACCAUUUUCUACAAGAGCCCUGGAGCAGGCUUUAAACUUGAAUCUCAGCCGGAAGCACAUCUUUCUUGUCUUAAAGUCGUGGAAGAUUCCACGGUUAGCCCGUCGGCACAGAACGCUGCGACUAUGUUGUUACCACGUCUGUCUUUUCGAACAGCGCUAUUCGUGCUCGGCUUGAGUGCUAUAGCAUUGGGCUGAGUACCUGCCUAUACCUCGCCUUGACGCACAACAUUUACUUUACGACGAUCCGAAGUCUGUCCAAGGGAACAGCACUAUAUAAGGGGAUAUGACCAACGACCGUGUCAUACAACGCCACCCUUGUUAUGACUUCCAUCUCCACCUCAAGACCCCAAAAGCCAGGGGCGUAAGCUGCCCACCUUGGCCACAUCGGCCCCUGCUGCGCUGGCAACUCUAUGCAGCAUAAGGCCACCCAGUCUAUUAUGGCAUGCGGAUAACGAGGCAGACUGGGCCACUUCAAAGUUGGGACAACCAAAGUUCGGAGAGAAGACGCCGUUGGCCAUCGUUUGUCCGCCCACAUACAGGAUAUGCACUGGGUCGGCAUGAGGCGCAGAGUGGGAGUAUCAUCUUGGUUCCACCAGCAAUGUGUACAUGGUCUUCACCGGAAAUGGCUCGCGACACAUAUAACAAUAUAGAAUCGUAACCGUUCAAUCCUGCAUUUGCCCGCUUGUUUUGACCGGCCGGACUUUUAUCUCUGAAUUGCUCAUUACGAGAGUGCGCCCAAUUACAGCCCUUCGUUACCCUCGGGUAGACCCUUGAUACUUAGGUACAGUUGAGCGGAGGUAGGAGAAAUCAUG
Messenger RNA from Exophiala dermatitidis NIH/UT8656, 1959 nucleotides. RefSeq lists its product as uncharacterized. The record is from RefSeq and is a predicted model, not a curated record. The transcript is spliced from 2 exons. NCBI's taxonomy places the organism in Eukaryota, Fungi, Ascomycota, Eurotiomycetes, Chaetothyriales, Herpotrichiellaceae. The coding region runs from base 374 to 1342 and encodes 322 amino acids.